GUCAAAUGCGGCCGUGGCUGUGGGUGCCGGAGUGUGUUCCUUGACCAAGGAAAUCUAAGACAUCGACUCGCUGUGCGAUACCGUUCGUCUUACACGAGUGGUGGGUCGUCAAAUGUGGUGUGUAGCGCUAGCCAUCCAAAUCAUCACUACCCCCAGCAUUGUAAGCGCCGACUGGCCCACGCCCAUUCCGCCUCAGCCUAUCAAAUUCGCAAGCCGGCAUCACUCACCAUCAACUUUCUAAAUCCACAGCCAGCGCCUCCCAGCUGGGACAACAAAGCUUAGCGGUAUGGCCGGCUAGACAGAAAGGUAAUAAGAUGUAGAAUAGCCCACGGUAAGGAUCCUUCUCUUUCCAUUUCUGAUUGAUUGCCUUUUUCUUGCUUAAUCUGGGGGCCUGCUUCUCCCGCCCGUCGUUCCAUUUACCUGGGAACGCUGGUCGUCGUUCGUUCCUCCUUUCUGUUGGCCGGUAUGAGGCAGUCGUCAUAAUUUUAAGAUGAGGAGUUUGGGCAGCGUACUUGCUGAGACCUAUGCCUCGUGGCUGCAGUCGAUCUCUCAGUGUUGUCCGCCUUUGGCCUCCCGCCGUGACGAGAAGCCUCGUCCCCGCGCCGAGAAACCCAACGCAGUCUUUGGGGACCAGCCCGGCCUUGUCCCACCACCGUCUGCGGAACCACUAUGGCCCUCUGAAAGAGGAUACGGGGCCGAGCAGACGACUCGGGACAGAUCGAGCAGUAAGGGAAGCCGCUUCUCUGUGAGGAGACGCUUUUUUUCAAAUACCUCGUCGCGCCGGCCGCACAUAUCAGCUCCCACCAACUUCCGCCAUGUCUACUCGGAAUCAUUCCAGUUUCCCGAGCCACAACACCGUCUGUGGCCCGCCUCCUUCCGACCUCUGGAGUUGAGCAUCUACAUGCCUGAUAAUCACCUAUCACCGAUAUUGCCCGUCUUCGAUUACGCAGACCAAAGCAUCACGCCACCACCUCCGGCGCACACCCAAGCGCCAACGUGGGACGACAACAGCGUCACCUUGACCCAUGAGAGAAGCAAUUCGUCCAUGUCAUUCCAUUUACCAAGACGGCCUCUGCAUGAAGAGUCGUCUUUCUCUAGUAGCGCGGAUACCACGCCUCCCAGAAUCCCCCCGCGCUCGGUAGCGAGGACAAGACCAAGGGCAUACACAUCGCCGAGUGUUGAGAGGAUUGUCGAGCGUAUCGCUAGUGCUAUGAUCGAGAAGGAGCUGCUGCAGGCUGAGAUCGACUCGGUUAUUGACCGUCAGAGCGUGUACAUGAGCAGCCGCCCAUCUACAGCUCAUGGGAUGCAAGACCUCGAACCAAUGCCGUCCAUCCCAGCGAUGCCGGCAGCUGCGCCCUCGUUCGCCGAGCGGCUGAGCACAGAGGGUCGGCCUCAUACAGCACCGUCUCAUCCGAUCCACGUCCGUCGUCGCGAGGACACCAUUGCGGAGUCCCCCACGGCAUUCAUCAGCCAGCACAAGCAGGUUAGAGAUGGGCUGGACCGGCCACUCGCGCCUCCCCUUCCUCUAGUCCUCCGUCCGCCGCUGCGCAAGAAGAAGUCCUUCUCUCGAGUCUCAAACUGGCUCUUCCCGGCUACCGAGCAUCAACGAGAUAUCAGUCUCGAGUCCAUCACCAAUCGCCCCAAACCGGUCACUGGGAACGAAGGAUUCUACCAGUGCGUUGGAACUCCCGAAGCGGCCGGGCGCACUAGCUUGGACACCGUCUCCUCGGUGUCGACGGUGUCGACUUGGGAAACGGAGGAGGAGCGCCAGACCAUUCCGACCACAUGGUCGCCGGGGAGCAGCCCGGUGAUGGAGCAAGAUACGCCUGCCUCACGACCACAGGCCAUUGACCGCAGCGCCACAUUUGGCCGGAGUACUGAUAUCUACAGACUGCAGAGCGUGGGAGUUGCCUUCUAAACUGUAUUAUUUAUCAGAGAUUUACACUUCCUGUACAGCACACCCGCGAAGGACGGCGAGUGCGGAUAGAGAAGACUAGGGAGGAAUAUACCCAUCGGGGAAGGAGGUCUGUGGCAUUUUGUGACAUUUUGCAUUCGAAGCCCGUCCUUGAUAUGGACCGCUUGCAUUUGUUUGAAGAGAAGCUGUUACUUGGUUUCACGGUGCCAAUGACAAAAGUACCUCUCGAGGUGGCUAGGAUUUGGUUUUGCAUCGAAGCUGGCCGGGCCAAGUCUCGAAGCAAGGCAUCAUCGAAGGAGAUGAUCGUCCCGUUAUUUUUAGCUUGAGAUCAAAGUGCCAAAUCAAGGUCUUGGUUCUAGCACUGAGCAAUCACAAGGAUGCGAAUUUUUAUGCCUGAGGCCCGUAUGCAGCGCCCAAAACGGUGGGUUUGUGUCAAAUUCCUAGAAGA
This is a messenger RNA of Phialemonium atrogriseum, 2363 nucleotides long. RefSeq lists its product as uncharacterized. Lineage: Eukaryota; Fungi; Ascomycota; Sordariomycetes; Cephalothecales; Cephalothecaceae. The record is from RefSeq and is a predicted model, not a curated record. The transcript has 3 exons. Bases 491 to 1918 code for a protein of 475 amino acids.